ACAAAAUAAAAUAAAUAGGAAAUUCAUUCCCAGAUUCCUCUCACGUGUUACCACACUCUGUCUUCCUCUUUCCAAACACGCCAGACCGCACCGCACCGCACCAGUGCCUCACCGUCGACGGCGAACCUCUAUCUCGCGUGAACAAAUCCAGUCACUUUCCUCUCCCUCUCUAAAACGCGCCGGCGACCGUGUUUCCCUUCUAAGUUGGACGUGUGAGUGCAGCGCCAUGGCUGUAUGCGGAGCUGGCAGACGUGUUUAUAUGAAGCUGUUCACCGGUGCCAAUUAUUCAUCAUUUUCGGCAUCCAAUGAAAUGAAUUUGAUAAAGCAAUUGAGAGAAAGAACAAGCGCUCCCAUUAAAGACGUGAAAGCGGCUCUUGUCGAUUCCAAUUGGGACAUCGACGCUGCUCAGAAGGAACUGAGAAAAAGGGGAAUUGUUCUCGCUUCCAAAAAAUCAUCUCGCACUGCUUCAGAAGGUUUGCUCGCUCUUGCUCAAAACGACCACAAAACUGCUCUCAUUGAACUCAACUGCGAAACUGAUUUCGUUGCCAGAAAUGACAUCUUUCAACACUUGGCACUAUCUCUGGCUAACCAAGCUUUAUUGCUUCCUAAUUCUUCUUCCUUUAACUUUGGACCUCAAUCUUUGGAGGAGAUGAGAUUGAAUCUUCAACAUCCAAAGAUCAAUGGAGAAACUACCGUUCAAAAUGCUAUCACUGAAGUAGCUGCUAUCAUGGGAGAGAAUGUAAAACUCAGAAGAGGUUAUGUGAUGCCUGCACCAUCUAACGGUCUUGUAUCUACAUAUCUUCAUACCAGUCCCCAACCUGGUUUGGGUCGCAUUGCUGGGAUCUUAUCUCUUGAAGUUGAUGGUGGUAAAACACAAGUAGAUGCACUCCAACGUGUUGGAUCAGAAUUGGCCAUGCAUGUAGUGGCGGCAAAACCAGUAUUCUUAACAAAGGAACUUGUGUCUUUGGAUGCAUUAGAAAAUGAGCGUGAAAUUCUUAAAUCUCAGGCAGAAUCCUCUGGUAAAUCUCAGAUGGCCAUAGACAAAAUGGUUGAAGGUCGUCUGCGCAAGUACUUUGAGGAUGUUGUGCUUAUGGACCAAAAGUUUGUUAUGAAUGAUACUAUGAAAGUGAAGGCGGUGCUGGAUAAUCUAUCCAAAGAGGUGGGUUCAUCCGUGAGGAUUGUAAGCUUUCUCAGAAUGGAGGUUGGGGAAGGAAUUGCAAGGCAAGAAACAGAUGCAUCUGAGGCUGUUGCUCAGGCAGCCUAAUUUAAGGUGAUUUAGUGCAAUAAUGGAGGAAACUUCUCAGAGAUAAGGUUUGUUUUGAGAGGCUUCUGUUCUCCAACUCAUAAUAUGAUUCUGUUGAAAACUUUGCUCCAUUUUGUAAAACAUCAAUGGUUUCUUUUAGUGUACUAGUGUGCUCUUGUGGACUUUCUUGAUCUCGAUCAUCAAAAAGCCGAGGAAAGUCAUCGUCAUA
Trifolium pratense (red clover) is the source of this 1472-nucleotide messenger RNA. Its product is annotated as elongation factor Ts, mitochondrial-like. Gene Ontology annotation, molecular function: protein binding; translation elongation factor activity. Lineage: Eukaryota; Viridiplantae; Streptophyta; Magnoliopsida; Fabales; Fabaceae. The record is from RefSeq and is a predicted model, not a curated record. Gene Ontology annotation, biological process: mitochondrial translational elongation. Bases 227 to 1264 code for a protein of 345 amino acids. Gene Ontology annotation, cellular component: mitochondrial matrix. The transcript is spliced from 7 exons.